GAGAAUGGAGUCCUGGUCCUUUAAGGGGGCGUGCCGACGGUGGGCGGAGUCUAGGGCGGAAGUUAUAAAUUAGGGCCGAAGUCCGGCUAAUGAAGGGCGGAAGUAGAGUGUCUAGUGUUGCAAUUAUGGCGCAGGAAGAGGAAGAUAUUCGGGAUUACAAUUUGACUGAAGAGCAGAAGGCGAUCAAGGCCAAAUAUCCCCCAGUCAUUCGGAAGUACGAGUAUUUGGAUCAUACAGCAGAUGUCCAGUUACAUGCGUGGGGAGAUACUCUGGAGGAAGCAUUUGAACAAUGUGCAAUGGCCAUGUUCGGUUACAUGACAGAUACUGGGACUGUGGAGCCCCUGCAGACAGUAGAAGUAGAAACCCAAGGAGAUGACUUAGAAUCCCUUCUAUUUCACUUUUUGGAUGAGUGGCUUUAUAAGUUCAGUGCUGAUGAAUUCUUCAUACCCCGGGAAGUGAAAGUACUUCACAUUGAUCAAAGAAAUUUCAAAUUACGGUCAAUUGGGUGGGGAGAAGAAUUUUCAUUGUCCAAGCACCCUCAGGGAACUGAAGUCAAAGCAAUAACCUACUCAGCAAUGCAGGUCUAUAAUGAAGAGAAGCCAGAAGUUUUUGUGAUCAUUGACAUUUAAGAUAUCAAAACACAAACAAAACAAACCGAACCCCCUUCUACGAAGAACUGGUUUUUUUCCUCUUCCUUUUCAGAAGAUCCCAUGAUAUAAAUUCUACAGUAUCUGUUGCUAUAUGGAGAUUUGCAGAAGUUUUUAAAAAAGAUUUUAUUUAUUUGUCAGAGAGUGAGUGAGAACAUAAGCGGGAGAUCAGCAGAGAUGGGCGAGAAGCAGGCUCUCCUAGGACCCCCAGAUCAUGACCCGAGCCAAAGGCAGACGCUUAACCGACUGAGUCACCCAGGCGCCCUACGAACGGAACUUUUAAAGUCAGAAAUGGGACAGCGAGGUGCAGCCUUGGUCUAUGUAACCCAGAUAUUCAGACUUGAAAGAAUUCUUCAGGUGGCAAGUAUGGCAUCUCGUCUCUUAGUUCCCCGCUGUAGGAGCAGGUACUCAGCCCAUUCCAGUGGAAUGCCGGGUCCCAAAAGGACCGGUAAUUUAAGCAGCAGCCCAGAGACUCUGAAUCUGCCAUACUCUCACCGAAUCCGGUCUGAGAAAAAUAAUAAUAAUUUGAAAAAUCCUUUGACCAGGACUUUGCUUUUACCCCACAUUGGUUCUCUCUCACACACACACAGAGACACACAUUUUUACAUGGGCCUGAAUUCACGACCCUGAGAUCAAGACCUCAGCUAAGAUCAGGAGUCGGAUGCUCAAAUGACUAAGCCACCCAGGUGCCCCUAACACACACAUCUUCUGUAUAUGCAUUGAGAGGUUGUGUUUUACAUUCUGCGGGACAGAGCCAUCCUGUAUUCCACUUGAUUUUUAUUAGAAAUAAUUAUAGUUUAAAAAUUGGGAGACUUACCUAGAAAGAGCUCGGAGUCUCUCUCUCACAUUUUAAAAACACUUAUGUUGUGUAUACUUUACUGAUUUCUCAUAAGAAAAUUUAAACACCCUUACAAACAGGCCUGCCCUUCUCACAGGUAAUUUUAUAUUAAAGCUGCUCUGUGUAGGGACGCCUGGGUGACUUAGUCGUUAAGCAUCUGCCCUCGGCUCACAUCAUGAUCCGGGAGUCCUGGGAU
Neogale vison (American mink) is the source of this 1681-nucleotide messenger RNA. RefSeq names its product zinc finger and BTB domain containing 8 opposite strand (gene TSLIG1). The transcript has 7 exons. Lineage: Eukaryota; Metazoa; Chordata; Mammalia; Carnivora; Mustelidae. Bases 90 to 629 code for a protein of 179 amino acids. Gene Ontology annotation, cellular component: tRNA-splicing ligase complex. Gene Ontology annotation, biological process: tRNA splicing, via endonucleolytic cleavage and ligation. The record is from RefSeq and is a predicted model, not a curated record.